Molecule: messenger RNA, 633 nt
Organism: Zingiber officinale
Lineage: Eukaryota; Viridiplantae; Streptophyta; Magnoliopsida; Zingiberales; Zingiberaceae
Product: basic salivary proline-rich protein 3-like
Exons: 1
Coding region: 1-633 (210 amino acids)
Source: RefSeq, a predicted model, not a curated record
AUGGAGGAAAUUAGAAGAGCAAUGCACAAUAUUCCCCUUGCAUUAGCCCUUGCAACUUUGAUCUUAGCAUCCUUCAUGGCCACUGAAGUCAAUGGAUAUCGACCUCUGCACGAUGUUCCUGAAGGUCCUAAUCCUAUUAACAACGGAGAGAGGUUUAACUUCAAGCCUUUGCAAGAUACUCCUGAAGCUCCUUAUCUUAUCUAUGAGGAAGAAAGGUUUAACUUUAAACCUCUGCAUGAUGCACCUGAAGGUCCUGAUCCUAUCCAUAACGAUGCAUACUUUAAGCCUAUGCAUGAUGCACCUGAAGGUCCUGAUCCUAUCCAUAACGAUGCAUACUUUAAGCCUAUGCAUGAUGCACCUGAAGGUCCUGAUCCUAUCCAUAACGAUGCAUACUUUAAGCCUCUGCACGAUGUUCCUGAAGGUCCUAAUCCUAUCAACAACGGAGAGGGGUUUAACUUUAAGCCUCUGCACAGUACUCCUGAAGGUCCUAAUCCUAUCAACAACGGAGAGGGGUUUAACUUUAAGCCUUUGCACGAUACUCCUGAAGGUCCUAAUCCUAUCAACAAUGGAGAGGGGUUUAACUUUAAGCCUCUGCACGAUACUCCUGAAGGUCCUAAUCCUAUCAACAACUAA